Molecule: messenger RNA, 5294 nt
Organism: Gymnodraco acuticeps
Lineage: Eukaryota; Metazoa; Chordata; Actinopteri; Perciformes; Bathydraconidae
Gene: arhgap17a
Product: Rho GTPase activating protein 17a
Exons: 22
Coding region: 499-2997 (832 amino acids)
Biological process (GO): regulation of Rac protein signal transduction; regulation of actin cytoskeleton organization; positive regulation of GTPase activity
Cellular component (GO): cytosol; cytoplasm; intracellular anatomical structure
Molecular function (GO): protein binding; GTPase activator activity
Source: RefSeq, a predicted model, not a curated record
GGGAGGUGGUGCUCCAACGUGACUUCCUGCCGCCCUCCUCCCUCUCUGAGCGGGCAGAGGCAGAGGUGAGCCCCGCUGCUGCUGCUGCUGCUGCUGCUGCACUUCACUCUGGGAAAGAAAAAGCGGCCGACGGACGGAUUAUCAGCUCAGUAACAGUUAGCUCGUCGGCUAACGGGUCAACACCAAAACAAGCCACCGAGGGGGAGCCAUGAAAACCCUCCAGUGAAAGUUACGCACGGUUUACCCGAAGACUUUAAUGCACGGAAAGGCACAAAAAAGGAGGAUCCCGGAUCAUGCCUUCGGGAACGGGAAGGCUAGUUUAGGGGCUAGCGAGGCUGCAAACUAUUUUUAAUUGGCUUUGAAUGGCUCCUGCUUGUGUUCUCCUGUCAUAGCGACAGUUUGGGGAAUUAAAAAAGAAAGGGAGAGGCCCUUCAUGACAAAUCAAAAGCCCGGAUUUAAAGCGUAAUUUGGGAAGAAAAGCUACCAAAGGGACCCAAAAUGAAGAAGCAGUUCAAUCGGAUGAAGCAGCUCGCCAAUCAAACAGUUGGCAGAGCGGAGAAAACAGAAGUCCUCAGCGAUGACCUCCUGCAGAUUGAACGGCGGAUGGAGUUGGUGCGAGUCGUGUCGCACAACACACACAAGAGGAUGGUGUCGUGUCUACAGGGACACAUCGGAGCAGAGGCAGAAAAGAGACAUUCCGUUCCACGCCUCUAUACAGGAAACGGUCAGAAAAAGCUUCCUCUCACUGCACUAUCCCAGGCCAUGGUGGAAGGAGGAAACCAGUUGGGAGAGGACUCCUUGAUAGGGAAGAUGAUGGAAGUGUGCGGCGAGGCGGAGAAUCGCCUGGCGUCAGAGCUGAUGCUCCACGAGCUGCAGAUCGAGAAGGACGUCCUGGAUCCUCUAAGCCAGCUCGCAGAGGUGGACAUUCCCAACAUCCUGAAGCAGAGGAAACAGCUGGCCAAACUGGUGCUGGACUACGAUUCUGCCAGAGCACGAUGGUUGCAGGCAACCAAGUCAAUAAUCUCAGGAACAAACACUCACGCACUGACGGCCAAGGCUGAGCUCCUCAAAGAGGAGAUGGACGAGGCCAUGAACAAAGUGGAGCUCUGCAAGGAUCAACUCGCUGCAGACAUGUACAGUUUCUUCUCCAAAGAAGGGGACAAUGCCCGCUACUUCAUAACACUCUUAGAAGCUCAAGCUGAUUACCACAGAAAGUCUCUCACUGUGCUGGAGAGCGUGCUGCCAACCAUCCAGGAUCAGCAAGACUCGUGGACGGAGAAGCCAGCGUUCGGCACGAUGCUGGACGAACACCUGAAGAGGAGCGGACGAGAGAUCGCUCUGCCGCUGGAGGCCUGCGUCAUGAUGCUGCUGGAGACCGGCAUGAAGGAGGAGGGUCUAUUCAGAAUCGCAGCCGGAGCGUCGAAGCUAAAGAAGCUAAAGGCCGCACUGGACUGUUCCACUUCACAACUGGAGGAGUUCUACUCUGACCCCCAUGCUGUCGCUGGAGCACUGAAGUCCUACCUGAGGGAACUCCCUGAGCCUCUGAUGACGUUCCAGCUUUACGAUGAAUGGAUACAGGCAUGCAGCGUGUCAGACCCGGACAAGAGGCUCCAGGCUCUCUGGGUUGUGUGUGAUAAUCUCCCAAAGAACAACAAGAACAACCUGAAGUAUCUGGUGAAGUUUCUAGCCAAACUGGCCCAGGACAGCGAUGUGAACAAAAUGUCUCCGAGCAACCUCGCCAUCGUCCUGGGACCCAAUCUGAUGUGGGCCAAAACUGAGGGGAGUCUGGCUGAGAUGGCUGCAGCGACCUCUGUGCACGUGGUGGCCAUCAUCGAGCCGAUCAUCCAGCACGCUGACUGGUUCUUUCCUGAGGAUGUGGAGUUCAAUGUGUCCGGCAUGUUUGCGAUGCCCACCCCUGCAUCCAACCACAACAACCACCUGGACUAUGACUGUAGCACCAUCGAGAGGAAGAGGCCGGGCAGCAUGGUGGGACCAGAGAACGACUCGACACGCAAAGAAAACACUCCUAACAAGUACUCGGACCACACCCUGCGUAGAGGCAGUAACACCUUAGGUAGAAAGCAGCACACCUCACCUGCCUUCCAGCCCCCUUUACCCCCUGUGGAGGCCCCCCCCUCAGCCGAGCCCUCGCCCCCGGCUCCAUCAGGGGGUCCGGGGCCCGACACCCAGCAGAGCCUCGCUCAGAGCCUCGCUGCCCUCGCCGCCGCGCAGCAGCUCCUAGCGCAGCACACGGAGGAGCUCAGCAACCCAAAGCUGCGUGACCACACCCCAGGCCCAACCCCCCCGCUCCAGAGGAACGGCUCUGGAGCGGGGCAGCUGGGCACUGGGACCCCCGGGGCUGGACCCCUGGGGCCCAGUCCACAUCUGAUGCGCAGAGGUACCAAGAAGCAGGCUCCGGCCCCCCCCAAGCCGCCGAACCCUCCCCUCUUUCAGCCCUGUAACAUGACAAACCACGGCCCCCCCUCCUCCCACUGCCUCAGCCUCUCCCCCAGACCCGUGUCCUACCUCUCACCCUCCUCCCCCACCACCCCCUCCUCACAGCCCUGUGCCACGCCCCGACGCCACUCCAGCAACCAGCCUCCCAUCCAGGCGCCCAGCCACCCUCCCCCCGAGCCCCCGUCACCCGCCAGUCCUCAAAUGCAUCACGGGGGGGGUGGAGACCCUCAGAGCACGGAGCCCUCGCCCCCAGGCACCCCCACCCCUCCAGAUACCCCUCCACCCUCCACCACUGCUGCUGCCCAGGAAGUAGCUCCUCCGUCCCCGUCUCCUUUCCAGUCUGGCUCCCUCCCCCGGCCCAGACCCGUCCCCAAACCCAGGAACCGGCCCAGCAUCCCCCCCCCCUCCACAGCCACCCCCCACCCUGACCGGAGACACCAAUGGGAUCUGUGCCACCGCCUACAAGAUGAUGGGUUAAAGAGGCACCUGUUGAGACCCGGCGAUGUCUUUCCGAGGCCUGAGUCGAGCGUUGGUCCCUGAGAUCGCUGUAGAGCAGUCGCCCCCCCCCUGCCUGCCAACCAGAGACUGUGAGCUGGACACUGAGAGCACCGUCCUGUAAAGAGGAGGAGACCGCACACACACACACACACACACACACACACACACACACACACACACACACACACACACACACACACACACACACACACACCCUCCAUUUCAUUUAAUCGGCUCGUCCCAUAUCUGGAACCCCAGGACUUUAAUGUGACGCGACACUUUUGGAAACCAUGGUGGAGGUCCGGCUCUCGUAAAUAACGGCUAUAAAACCAGUUUCACCAAACUGAAAUGGGAAUCCAAUUUAUUUGAAGAACUAAACUUGAUGUUCUUGUCACAAGCAAAUCUAGGGGCUCAGGGCUGCAAAUAACUUUGAUCUUUGAUUAGUCUGCUGGUUAUUUUCCCAAUGUAUUGAUUAUUCUUUUGGUCUGAAAAUAGUUUAAAUGUCUUGUUUUGACAGUCCAGAACCCACAGAUAAAGUCAAAUCCAUAUUUAAAAUGACUAUUUAUGUUGUAUUUUUUGAUAUAUUGUCAUAGUUGGAUCUGAAAGACAUUCAAUAGAUAUUUACUUUAACAAUUUAAUAAUCCAUAAAUCAUUUUUAAAGCUAAAAAUACCACAAAAAAAAAACUACUAGAAUAUUUAAACUAAGGUUUUUGGGAGGGCAUUUCAACUUUUUUGGGACAUCUUAUAGACCAAAUAAUUAAUUGAGACUAACCAGCAGAUUCAAAAAAUAGUUGCAGCCCUUAUCAUGGGGGAUAUCAUCGUAUUAGACCACUCUUUAUGACCUCCAGCCACACUACCACCACCACCUUCUUCUUCUCUGUUUUUAAAUACUUAAUAUUUAAAUUAGAUUUUGCUCAGUUGAAUUCAAUCUAAGAUCUAUCUAGUGAUCAACAACAACAAAAAAACAGAUGAAGAAAGCUAAUGAAAACUGAAAGAAACUCCAAACCAAAACCCCUUCUUCUUCAGGUGUCCCAGAGUUGCCGUCACUCGCCGUUAUUUACCCAGAGUCCUCGUGACCUCCAUCAUGGUAGCAGCCGGUGGGGAGCGUUGUGCCACUGAAGCACCCCCGCUGCCCACGCCCGGCUGUCUCCACUCCGCAGACAAUCACCCAGCAGAGGACAAAAAAAGGACUUCUGACUCACCGCUAACACGUCAGAAAACGAGUAAAGAGCGUGGGUACCGACCGCGGGGGGAACGCCAACACAUGGACUCGUUUUGGACCUUGGUGUGAGGUUGUGUAUGUUUUUUUAUGUUGAAAAAAGGCCUUAGAUCAAUAAAUGAAUUAAAGAAGAGGUAUUUCUACAGCACAGGGGGGUAUCAACUAAAACAAAAGGUCAGCAGGUGACGGCGAAAACAAAAACUGGUAAAGUGUGACUGCGGGUUUCCAGUCGUCUCAAACACUUGAUUUUUGUAUGGCAUCCCCUCACUCCUGUAUUUAUUUACCGAUUCAACACACAUUCCCUGUGGCUUGACGUAAUUAAUGCAGUCUUUAAAUGUAAAUCAUGCCUUAAGGGUUCCUCCCAGAACCAACAUAUAUAUAUAUACAUAUAUAUUUACUGUAUCGGCUCCUAGUACUACAGUAUUUUGUUUCAGGGACGUGAGGAAGGUGACCCUCUGCAAUAGAAGUCUUGUAUUGUUAUUUAAAUGUGUUUUUUUGGUUGAUUUCUUUGGGUUUUUAUAAGGAGAAGUAGCAACCACCGGCCCAGCCUGAACAGUCAGUAUUUGUUUUUGCCUUUUUCUGUUUAUUUUCCAUCGAUCCUGUGUGUGUUUUGAGCAGGCUGUGUGUGAGUGAAUGUAGUGAAAGGUGUUUCCAGCCUGAACAGAAAGACGCACAAACAGCUGAUGUUGCACCCGAGCGCAGGCAAGUGGUUUAUGAGUGAACGGUUUAGAGAGGUUUUUUGUCUGUCUUUCCCACUGAGCUGAGAGCACGCAGCGCUGUGAUCUCUCAGUAGUGAAGUGGUGUCAGAUUUCGCCAGGUCAAAAAAAAUGCUUUAUGAAAAAAAACGUAUCUCUGUAAGCUUUUGCUCUUCGGCCUCAGAUGUUCUGACCCAAUACGGUACCAAUGAAGAACGUCUUGGAUGCUGCACCUUCCCUGAAAAUGUUGUUUUUUUUCAGAGAAACUCGAGCGUUAUAAUCCCCUCUCUUCUCUGCUGCCUUAUCCUGAAGGCGAACAAACGCCAUUAAACUAAAAAGUGAUAAUGCUGCAUUUUAAAGCGCCAUUGUUUUGUAUGUAUGCCAUCUGGUGAGCUGAAAUAUGGAAUAAAAACAUGUAAUAUGAA